CUGCACGCAGGUGCGCAGCCGGCGGCUCAUGAAGGAGCUGCAGGACAUCGCGCGCCUCAGCGACCGCUUCAUCUCCGUGGAGCUGGUGGACGAGAGCCUCUUCGACUGGAACGUGAAGCUGCACCAGGUGGACAAGGACUCGGUGCUGUGGCAGGACAUGAAGGAGACCAACACUGAGUUCAUCCUGCUCAACCUCACCUUCCCCGACAACUUCCCCUUCUCGCCACCCUUCAUGCGGGUGCUCAGCCCGCGCCUGGAGAACGGCUACGUGCUGGACGGCGGCGCCAUCUGCAUGGAGCUGCUCACGCCGCGCGGCUGGUCCAGCGCCUACACAGUGGAGGCCGUCAUGCGCCAGUUCGCCGCCAGCCUGGUCAAGGGCCAGGGACGGAUCUGCAGGAAAGCCGGCAAGUCAAAAAAGUCCUUCAGUCGCAAGGAGGCCGAAGCCACCUUUAAGAGCUUGGUGAAGACUCACGAAAAAUACGGCUGGGUCACCCCGCCCGUGUCUGACGGCUGACCGCCCGCCCGUGUCCACACGCACCGACUCCCUGACCUCUCCUCCCCACACUGCACACCCUCCAUCCUUUUCUACUCCAGCCAGAACUGCACCCUGAAUGCCAAGGAGGCUUGAAGUCAUUUAUGAACAAGUGCAUUCACAGAGAGAAGGGAGCGGAUGCCACUCGAGUUAGGUUUCCAUGAUAAAUGAAUGAUCAUCUCUAAGCGCUUUAGAACACCUGUCGAGAUGGUGACGUUCCCCAGCCUGCCCGUCCCCGCCCUCCCGGCACCUGGCCCUUAGCUUCUUCCCAUGACAGCAGCUCCAGCGAGCAGGCGGGAGCCUCGGUGCUCGCCAGCUCCAGCCCCAUGUAAAGGGCGCAUUCCUGUUUCCUAGGAGCACCUCGCACUGCGGCCGGCCGGCCCCUGUUUGCUGUGCCCUGUGUCUGUGUCUCUCUUCCCGGCAGGUCAACACAACCUGAAGACAUGUCUUUCUUUCUGUGGCCUCUGGUCUGCUGUGACAUCAUUUAGACCUCAUCCGUGCCCUGACCUUCGGCUCAUGAAAACAAUUUAACAUUGCCGGGUUCUGGUGAUUAAGACCACCCACUGGGUUCCCUUGUGCUCUCAAUGCUGAUUGUGUGGUGUGCUGCUGUUCCAGAUAAACCAGUGCCAUUCCAUGAGAGACAGGGACGCUGCAAACGCAUGCCAGGUGCACCCCCUGGGGCUCAGAGCAGUGACAGAGACAGCGGUGUUGGUAGAGACGAGGAGACACUGCCACCGGUGGCAGCAGCGUGUUCGUGCUCCUGCCACCAGAGCCAGGACAGUCUCCCACUCAUGCAAUCAUCUGACUCGUUGGACUGCGUGCUAGUGACGGGGAGACGGAGCUGCCAAAGGAGACCACGGGAUUGCACCUGACUUGCAUGGCCGGGUCUGUUUCCUCCCCAAGUAGUCACAUGUGUGUCCCUCACGGUUGAGACGCGGGCACCUCGUGUGGUGUAAACCUCCUGUUAUUUAAUCUCCCGCCGUUCCAUUUUUCUCUUCUGUUAAGUUACUUAGAACUUUCUAAGAAACUCCAUGAAAUGAGGAAAUAACUGUUUAUAAUAACUUGCGGAAAGAGGUAAAAAUGUUCAUUCCAAGUGGAAAAUCUGAUUGGACACAUUUUAAAUAAAAUCAUGCAUACCUGA
Messenger RNA from Marmota flaviventris (yellow-bellied marmot), 1673 nucleotides. It is a transcript of the gene Ube2ql1, whose product is annotated as ubiquitin conjugating enzyme E2 QL1. The record is from RefSeq and is a predicted model, not a curated record. NCBI's taxonomy places the organism in Eukaryota, Metazoa, Chordata, Mammalia, Rodentia, Sciuridae.